UCGCGUUGAAAGAGAUUUCGAAGGCUAUUCGCACCUACGUGAACACUCAUAUGUAAUUGUCAAAAUGUGCGUGAUGACAAAAGCAAAAAUAUUUCCUUCCUUCUUUAUCGCAUGCAAAAACCAAACAAAUAUCAGCAACACCGUCAACGCGAAUUGAAGAAACAAUUUUCUGAUAUUUAUUUGAAGUUUAGCAAUGGAUAGUGAGCCUAUGUCAGAUGGAUAUUUAAUUGAUUUGGUUGAUAAUGAAUGGUUGUCAGAAGAACUACCAAAUGAUCAAAUAUUAGUGCCUUCGGAAAAUCUGCCAGAUCCGGAAGCAGAUAACGAUUCCUCACAUCUCACUUUAAAAGAGCAAGAGCAAAAAUGGUCUGAUCUUGCUCUGUCGUCACUUGCUCCAGAACUCUCAAUUUCGGAUCAUCUAAAUAUAAACAGCGUUUGAAAAUAAA
Molecule: messenger RNA, 443 nt
Organism: Wyeomyia smithii (pitcher-plant mosquito)
Lineage: Eukaryota; Metazoa; Arthropoda; Insecta; Diptera; Culicidae
Product: anaphase-promoting complex subunit 13
Exons: 2
Coding region: 194-436 (80 amino acids)
Biological process (GO): protein K11-linked ubiquitination
Cellular component (GO): anaphase-promoting complex
Source: RefSeq, a predicted model, not a curated record